Molecule: messenger RNA, 1109 nt
Organism: Capsicum annuum
Lineage: Eukaryota; Viridiplantae; Streptophyta; Magnoliopsida; Solanales; Solanaceae
Product: expansin-like B1
Exons: 4
Coding region: 76-825 (249 amino acids)
Cellular component (GO): extracellular region
Source: RefSeq, a predicted model, not a curated record
AUCACAUUAAUUCACUGCUCUUACCAUUGAAAUUCUUGUGUUUUGUCUAUAUACCACUAUUCUAAAGUCUAAAAAAUGGCUUUUCUCCAAUAUAAUUACGCUUUUCUCUUCAUUGUUAUGCUCUUGCCUAUGCUAUGCUACAGCAGUAAUUAUGUUCCAAAAGCUUCCUAUUAUAGCACCCCAGAUGGCAUGGGGACCUCAAGUGGAGCGUGUGGUUACGGAGUCUAUGGGAAAGAUGUGAAUAAUGGGGAUGUUUGCACAGCCUCCAGACGCCUUUACAAAAAUGGGGCUGCCUGUGGAGCAUGCUACCAGGUAAGGUGCAAGGACAAGGAAUUGUGCAGUGAGGAGGGUGCAAAGGUGGUGUUGACUGACAGUGGAGAAGCACAUGGAACAGACUUCAUUCUCACCCACCGUGCCUAUGCUAAACUGGCAAAGCAGCCCUAUAUGGCUCAGCAUCUGUUUGCCAAAGGAGUUGUUGAAGUAGAAUAUCGUAGGGUUUCUUGCAAAUAUGGUGGAAAUCUCAUGGUUAAAGUCCAUGAACAUAGCAAGAACCCUCAUUACCUUGCUAUUGUUGUUAUGAAUCAAGGUGGUGCUACUGACAUUCUUGGUGUCGAAGUCUACGAGGAGGAAACAAAAGAAUGGAUAUCAAUGAGGAGGGCUUAUGGAGCUGUGUUUGACCUAUGGAGCCCACCAAGUGGUGACCUUAAGGUGAGGUUCCUCACAAGUGCUGGUACCGAGACCAAAUGGGUGGAGUCUGAUAACGCUGUAAUUCCUGCUGAAUGGAAAGCUGGGAUCAGUAUUGAGACAGACAUUCAGCUCUCUUAAACAAAAGUGUUGUGACAUAUAUAUUUAUCUACAUCUACCUUUUAAUGAAUUAAUAGUGCUACUUUGUGAUGUCUUCGCUAUCAGUUACAGAAUAAAUUUAGAUCAGUUGCAUAUUAGGAACUAUCGCCUCCUGUACUUUAUUCUCUAAUAAGAGUACUAUAUAUUACUGUAAUAAACCUCUUAACUGCUGCUUGUUUUAACAACGUUGUUGAGUUAUCAUGGCUUAAUUCUUGUACAUCAUUUCUUAGUACAGAUAAAACAUUAACAGUAAUAUGUAAAGAUGA